UAAAAAAACGAGACUGCGUUGAUCGCUGGCUAAUUCGCGAGACGUGGUGCCGGUAAUAUUUAAUAGAAAAAUAAGGCUUAUUUUCUCUUCGUGAUCGAAUAACAGACUGAACUGGACUGGGUUGAGACGCAAAGCAGGAUCGAGCCGAUCUGAGAACCCUGCUGUACAACAAAAAAGGACUGUAGACAGGCUAGUAUAGUUGCUAGCUUGUCAUAGGCAACAAGGGGAAAUUUAGCGGGCAACUCGGCGGCUAGUUAUGUCCUUUCGCCGACAGAACCAGCCUGGACCCGGCGGCCGCAAAACAUCCAAUGGAACUUCAGGCUCCAUGGCCUCGUCAGUUCCAGGGAGUAACUCGAACAGACCCCUUCCGGGAAGGAACAGAAACUCAGUGAAGACUUCUUCGCCAUCACCACCUGUGUUUGAUGGUGUGUACAACAACUCCCGGAUGCUCCAUUUUCUUACAGCUGUUGUGGGAUCCAGAUGUGAUGUUAUGGUGAAGAAUGGUAGCGUGUACGAGGGAAUAUUCAAGACUUUAAGCCCCCAUUGUGAACUUGCAGUGGAUGCAGUGCACAAGGUGAAAAAUGAGGAGGGAGAUGGAGGUGGUGGCGGUAUAGUUGCUCAUCCCAGGAGAGAAGAGAUUACAGACAUGAUCAUCUUUGGCCCGAAUGACCUCGUCACUAUGACCUGUAAGGAUGUGGACCUCAACUACGCUACACGAGAUACUUUUACAGAUUCAGCAAUCAGCUCUUCAAAAGUAAAUGGUGACCACAGAGAGAAAGUGCUUCAGAGGUGGGAUGGAGGUGACAGUAAUGGCGAAAAUUAUGACCUAGAAGGAGAUGCAUCUAAUGGCUGGGAUGCCAGUGAGAUGUUUCGUUUUAAUGAGGAGAACUAUGGGGUGAAGUCAACCUAUGACUCCAGUCUCUCCAUGUACACGGUUCCUCUAGAACGUGGCAGCUCGGAGGGCUUCAGGCAGCGCGAGGCUCGGGCCACUCGACUGGCCAUUGAGAUCGAGUCAAGUUCACAGUAUCGCCACAGAGCUUCGUUGGAGAAUGACGAUGGGAAAACUGAAGAAGACAAAUACAGCGCCGUUGUGCGAGAGAGAGAUGGAGAACGGGAGAGAGGAAGAGAUAGCCCUGGAUUUUCCAGCGCUGGAAGCAGAGAGGGCAAAUACAUUCCUCUACCCCAGCGGGCACGCGAGAGAGAGAUGGGUGUUACAGGAAGAGGUGAAAGAGGUGGAGCUGUAUCCACUCUGCCCAACCGAACAAAUAGACCUGGCUCUUCAAGCUCUUCCCCUAGGCCCCUCCCUUCUGGAAGCGGUCAGCCUAUUCAUUCCACUGAUAGAAGUAGUCCUCUGUCUACCAGGGGAGGAUACAGCAGCCCUCCUACACAGCCCCGCCCCUCAGAGCUGGGUCAUUCUAGCCCUCCUUCUCCCCACACGAUCCCACAUUCGCUCUCACACCCACAAUCUCUUUCUGAUGCAGGCCGGCCUGUAAAUGGCGUAUCAACCAAAAUGUCACCCAAGGCUCAAAGACCUGGGCAGACCAACAGAAACCUGCGUACCCCAAACUCACACUCAUCUCCUACAGUCUCUCGUUCCCCUAAACCAGAUGCUCCUUCCCAGGACCCUCCUUCAGCCACUUCCCCUUACCUGGAUACCUCAGCUACCACAGUGACCCCCAAACCCACAGGCCCCACCCUUUCGUUUACUGUAGAUGUGAAUGAAAUUCUGUCUAAGGAACGAAUGGAAAGUCCAGCUAGUCCCCAGGAAAGCAAACCUGUGAAAGUCCAGCAUAGACAAGACAUGGAGGAGGAGCUUCGCAGGUUUGGUAAAAAUUUUAAGCUUCUAUCCAGCUCCAACACUUCAACUGUAGCCACAGCCUCUCCCCAAUCAAACCCCUCCCACAACACACAAACAGACACCAUCCCUCCUACGGAAUCGAAACCGGCCCCGAUCACGACCCCAGAGCUUCCUGCAGAGGAGAGAGGUAGAGAGACAAAUGCAGAAGGUGUGGCAAACGCCACCCCUCCACCAGUCGCACCCUCUGCCCAGUCUGGCCCUGCCAUGCAAAAUUCCACCGGAGACGGGCAAUUGGCUGAGACUCCCCAGCCUGCGAGGACCCCGGGCAGUGAGGAAAGCAAAACGGAAACGUCUGAGAGAUCCGAGGGCAUGGCUGAUCAAGUGAAAAAAUCAACACUGAACCCCAACGCCAAAGAGUUCAACCCCACCAAGGCCCCUCUUAGCAUGGUGAAGCCUUCAGCCACUCCCACCCCACCACGCCCGACUCCACCCAGCCCCACAGUGGUGCUACAGCCCCCACCAGGCCAGAACGCCAUAUACAAUACCCAAUACCUGAGCUACGUGUCACCCAUCCAGAUACAGGGUCACAACGUACAGCCACAGAUGUACUCGUAUCCCAUGGCAACAGUCAAUCAAGGAAAAUACCCAAGAGCUAAAGGUUCUGUGGUGACCCCUCGUCCAGACCACAGCUCUUCAGCGCCCCCUAUGAUCCAGGCUGCGGCAUCAGCUGCAGGUCCUCCUCUGGUGGCCUCUCCUUACCCUCAACAGUUUCUGCAGUAUAAUCAGGUCAUCCAAGCCAUGCCCCACUACUCUGGACAGGUCUAUUCUAUGCUCCAGGGUGGACGGGUGCUGAGUUCAGGAGGGCACCCGCAAGCGCUGUGUCCCCCAGGGCCCCAGUAUCCUGGCCAGGCUGAAGGACCACCAGCUCCUCAGCAGGGCAUGUAUGCUCCACAGUCGUUCUCUCAUCACUCGGGUUCCAUGCACCCCCCUCAGCCCUCCAGCACCCCCACAGGCAACCAGCCGCCCCCUCAACACCCUGCCCCCAGUCCAGGACAGUCUGGUCAGUCCGGUCCUCAGCCUCCUUCUCUGUACCACCCUGGGCAGAUGUCAGCACAGACACCCCCUAACAUGCCUCCGGGACACAGCUCUCCACAGGGCCCCUACCCCAUUCAGGGCUACACCCUGCCCGGACACCAGCCCCUUCCUCAUCCUUAUUCAUCCUUAGGACAACUCACACAGACUCAUGUUCAAAGUGCGCUCUCGGGUCCUCACCACUCAGGAGGUCACGGGCCACCUCAAAUGAUGCUGCUUCAUCAUCCGGGACAUCCUCCUCCUCAGCAGGGCUCUGGCCCCCCGCAUGGACCUCCCCCACCCCAACAUCCAACUCACCAGCAGUACUCCUACAUGCCACCUCAGGUGCAGGGUCACCCUACACAGCAGAUGCAAUUCCACCCUCCUGGAAACUGACAGCAUGACUGAGACCGGAACAGAGGCCAUUGCCACAGUGUGACAAAUGAGCGCCCUCACCUGGACACUUGUGUGUACCAUCGCACGCUCAUAUGUACAUACUCUAAACCUGCUCUCUCUCUCUAAAGAAUGGAAAAAGAUUUUGUUUUUAUUCAUACCUCUUGCAAGACUGAAUGUGCUCGUUUUAUUUUUUCUUUGUGCUCUUUUUAAUUUGAACGGAGUGUUUAAAACGGACCGAGGGAAAGGGCGUGAGACCGGGAGAGAAACUCGAAUGGAAAGAGCGAGGGACAUUUUUAUAAAAAUACAGUGACCUCUCCCUUUAUCCUCAACCCCCUUAUUAAAUAAGUAAAUAAUAAAUCGUAAAUAAAAAAUAAAAAAGAACAAAAAAAAUUUAAAAAGUGUAUAAAAAUAAAUAAAUUUUUAAACUCUCCCUA
Molecule: messenger RNA, 3699 nt
Organism: Paramisgurnus dabryanus
Lineage: Eukaryota; Metazoa; Chordata; Actinopteri; Cypriniformes; Cobitidae
Gene: atxn2l
Product: ataxin 2-like
Biological process (GO): cytoplasmic stress granule assembly
Cellular component (GO): cytoplasmic stress granule
Molecular function (GO): mRNA binding
Source: RefSeq, a predicted model, not a curated record